Plasmodium reichenowi is the source of this 1836-nucleotide messenger RNA. Its product is annotated as GTP-binding protein, putative. Bases 1 to 1836 code for a protein of 611 amino acids. The record is from RefSeq and is a predicted model, not a curated record. Gene Ontology annotation, cellular component: mitochondrion. Gene Ontology annotation, molecular function: GTP binding; GTPase activity. The transcript has 2 exons. NCBI's taxonomy places the organism in Eukaryota, Apicomplexa, Aconoidasida, Haemosporida, Plasmodiidae.
AUGAUAAAUUCUUUAAAAUAUAUCAACGAAAUAUUAUUAAAGAAGCAAUUAAAAAGUAGGCAUAUUUUCAAAAAAAGUCUUUUAAAUUAUUCCAGCUAUAGUAUUACAAUUGUAGAUAGGUUAGAAAAUACUAAGAUUAAAAAGGUAUAUGGAAAAGUGUCAAAAAAAGAAAGAGCACAAGAAAAGGAAAAAGGGAACAUUUCCGAAGAAGCAGAUAACCCUUUGAUAAAAAGAAAUUUUGAUUUAUACAAAGAGAAUAAAGAAAAGUCUAUAUUUUAUGAAAGUGAAAGAAUUAUAAAAUGUACAAGUGGCUCAGGUGGUAAUGGUCAUAUGAGUUUCAAAAAAUACAAAAGAAAAGUUUUUGGAUCUUUAGGUAUACCUAAUGGGGGUAAAGGAGGAAAUGGUGGAAGUAUAUACAUAUGUUAUACAAAUGGAAAGGAAAAUAUAAAAAAAAAAUCCAAGAGGAAUAAAAUCCAAACUGCUUAUAGUAAUAAAGAUAAAUAUAUAUAUAUUAAUAAUUUGAAUGAACUUUCUACAUCUCUUUGUGCUACUGAUGGAGAAAAUGGAAAGGCUAAUCAAUUGAGAGGGAGGAAUGGCAAAAGCAUUUUUAUUUAUUUGAAUAAAAUAUGUCAUGUGUAUGAACUUUUUUCGGACGAUAAGGAUAUAAAUAAUUGCGAUGAUAAUAUAAAUAAUUGUGAUGAUAAUAUAAAUAAUUGUGAUGAUAAUAUAAAUAAUUGUGAUGAUAAUAUAAAUAAUUGUGAUGAUAAUAUAAAUAAUUGUGAUGAUAAUAUAAAUAAUUGUGAUGAUAAUAUAAAUAAUUGUGAUGAUAAUAUAAAUAAUUGUGAUGAUAAUAUAAAUAAUUGUGAUGAUAAUAUAAAUAAUUUUGAUGAUAAUAUAAAUAAUUUUGAUGAUAAUAACAUAAAUUGUAACACAUUCAAUGAUGUAUUAAAAAAAAACGAUUGGCACAUAAAGAAAGAAUAUAAUUAUUUUUCAAAUUAUGAAAAGAAUGUGUAUAAUGUAUUAAAAAAAAAUGAUCCUGUUUAUAUCAAACGAAAUAAUCAUAUAUUAAAAGAAAUUAUGCAUAUAGAUAAAAAGGUAAGAAAACAAAGAUUUAUAGGUAUAUUGAGUGAGAAUAACAAUUGUAUAUUACUAGCUAAAGGAGGAGAAGGUGGAAAAGGAAAUAAUAUGAAUAAUACAUUUUCAUAUGAAAAUGGAAAAAAAGGUCAAGUUACAUAUAUUAAAAUAGUUUAUAAAUGUAUAAGUGAUAUUUGUAUUAUUGGAUAUGAACAGUCAGGUAAAUCUAGCAUUCUCUCAUUAAUAACUCAGAAAAUCGAGACUGCUAAUAAUUUAUAUAUAUUAAAAAAAAUAUAUUUUGCUGAUAUGUACCAAAUAUCUGUGGCUGAUUUUUUUAAUAACGACAAACAAAUAAAAGAAGACAAAAGUGUACGUCUAAACGAAGAAAAUAAAAACAUGCCUUCAUUUCAUAUAAAUGAAAAUAUCUUCAGCUUUUUGGGAUUAACACACCUUUUGGUUAUUGUUCUGGAUAUGAGCUACGAUUUGAUAAGGCAAUUUAAAACUAUCAGGAAUCAAUUAAAGAGGAAGGACGAACAAAUUUAUAGGAAACCAUACAUUGUGGUCAUAAACAAAUGUGAUGUUAAUUUUAAAGAAAAAAUUAAAGACACCGAAAAAGCUUAUAACGAAAUAAAAAUGUAUGAUAAUGAUGAUGUUCCUAUUUUUUUUCUGAGUGCAAAAUAUGGCAUAGGAAUAAAUGAAUUUGUUAACUGUUUAAGGAGCUCUAUAAUUAAAUUAAAGAAAAAUGGUACCUCGGUUUUAUGA